Drosophila elegans is the source of this 279-nucleotide messenger RNA. Its product is annotated as protease inhibitor 3-like. The transcript is spliced from 2 exons. NCBI's taxonomy places the organism in Eukaryota, Metazoa, Arthropoda, Insecta, Diptera, Drosophilidae. The record is from RefSeq and is a predicted model, not a curated record. Gene Ontology annotation, molecular function: serine-type endopeptidase inhibitor activity. Bases 1 to 279 code for a protein of 92 amino acids.
AUGAAAUUCAUUCUGAUUUUGUCCUGCCUGGUCCUCUAUGUGGCCCUCACCUUCGCACAAAGUUGCCCGGGACGUCCUCAACCCCAGAACUGUUGGGGCGGCAAGGACGAAGGAGUUCGCUAUCUGCAUGGUUGCAUUCGGGACCCCAAUGACGAGAUGUGGUACUAUAACCACCAUUCAAAUCAAUGCAUUAAGAUGCAGUACCGCGGAUGUGGUGGCAACCACAACCGCUACUGCUCUUUGGUCAGUUGUCAACGUGCCUGCGUUCGACGAACAUAA